This is a messenger RNA of Emys orbicularis (European pond turtle), 865 nucleotides long. RefSeq names its product proteasome activator subunit 2 (gene PSME2). The coding region runs from base 46 to 780 and encodes 244 amino acids. The transcript has 11 exons. The record is from RefSeq and is a predicted model, not a curated record. Lineage: Eukaryota; Metazoa; Chordata; Testudines; Emydidae. Gene Ontology annotation, cellular component: proteasome activator complex; cytoplasm; nucleoplasm. Gene Ontology annotation, biological process: regulation of G1/S transition of mitotic cell cycle; positive regulation of endopeptidase activity; regulation of proteasomal protein catabolic process. Gene Ontology annotation, molecular function: endopeptidase activator activity.
GAAAGGGGUCAGAGCCGGGCUCCCGCGGACAGACAGACCCGGACCAUGGCCAAGGCCUGCGCUGUGAAAGUCAGCGGGGAGUCCCGCCGGCAGGUCGAGCUCUUCAGGGAAUCUCUCUUCAAGGAGGCUGAGCAAUUCCUGUCAACAUUUUUACCCCAAAAAAUCUUUCAACUGGACAAGUUCCUGAAGGAGGAUUCAUUGAACAUCAAGGAUCUCUCGACCCUCCGGGCCCCCCUGGAUAUCCCCAUCCCUGACCCGCCCCCCAAGGAUGAAGACGAGGACUCGACUAACAUGGAGACGGAUAAGGAGGAGAAAAAGGAGACUCCCAAAUGCGGCUACCUGAAGGGCAACGAGGCCAUGGUGACGCUGCUGGGCCGGGUCAAGCCGGAGGUGCGGGAGCUGAAGGAGAAAUGUGUUUUGGUCAUCACCUGGAUCCAUCACCUGAUCCCCAGAAUUGAGGACGGGAAUGAUUUUGGGGUGGCCAUUCAGGAGAAGGUGCUGGAGCGGGUGACGGCCAUCAAGACCAAGGUCGAGGGCUUCCAGACAGCCAUUUCCAAAUAUUUCUCUGAGCGAGGAGAUGCCGUGGCGAAGGCUUCGAAGGAGACCCACGUGAUGGAUUACCGGACUCUGGUCCACGAGCGGGACGAGGUGAUCUAUGGGGAGAUCCGGACCAUGGUGCUGGACAUUCGGGGCUUCUACGCCGAACUCUAUCACAUCCUCACCCAGAACCUGGAGAAGCUGACAAACCCCAAGGGCGAGGAGAAGCCAUCCAUGUACUGAGGGGCCCAGGGCGCCUGCCCCCCCGAACCCUGCCCCCCAGCAGGGGAGGGGCCGGAACCAGACUGCAAAUAAACGGUUCCCCCAG